UUUCUUUAGCGCGUAGCUCCCUAUAAACACCUCGACGGAAGCUUAUUUGCUUCACAAAACUGAAAACUCCACCGCGCUCCGCCAUUUCACAGUCAAAUUCCAAAGCUACAAUUGCCAAGCCCUAACUCUGUUUCUCUCAGUUGCUUACCUAUCCGCUGCGUAUAGUCAGCAUGAGAACUCGCAAUGCGGACACUCUGAAAUCGGCGGCCGGCAAGAAAACACCGCCGGCGAGGAAAACCACCGCUAAAGCACAACCCGCGGCUUCUCAGUUGGACUUAGAAGCGGCCGCUCCUAAAACUGUGGAGACGAAACGCGUCUCUGCUGCUGACAGAGCUAAGCAAGUCAAGAAGACGGAGACUACACCCCCUACUGCUUCAAACUCUCAAAAAUCAUCAGUUGAGGAGGCUGAGGCAUCAGCUGGUACUGCCAAGGUGACACCAGCCUCUAAAGUUGGUGUAGUGCAUAAAUUAGUUGCGAAAAAAUCGCCUGGGAAAGCUAAUACACCGGCAUCAGCUAAAUCUGUUUCAUCACAUACACGGAAAUCAGGGGGUUCGGUGAGGGCAAAAGUAGAUGCGUUAAACAAGGAGAAAGUGGCAGAUCUCAAGGAUGCGGAGUUCACAAAGAAGAAUCCCAUUUCUGAGGAUGAUGGAAAGUCUGAAAAGGAGGAAAGCCAUGUGGAAUUUGAAGCAUGCACUGUUGAGAAUGUUGGAGAGCCUUCAAGGAAGGAAGAAUCAGCUGUUGGAGGUCAGGAACCAGCUGUUGAGAAGGUUGAACAGCCAACAAACAAACAAAGCGCCAAGGAAGUAGAACCAGAUCCUAGUGAAAAUGAAGAGGAUCCUAUUGAGGAAGAGGAUCCUGUUGAAGAGGAGGGUUCUUUUGAGGAGGAGCAUCCUGUUGAGGAGGUGGAUCCUAUCAAGGAAGAUGAUCCAGUUGAGGCAGAAAAGUCUGUUGUUGGGGAGGUUGGAAAGUCUUCUGAGAAUGAACCAUAUUAUGAUGUAAAAGAGGGAGUGGCAGUGAAAGGAGAUCAGGAGGAGCCAAUGGAUAAUGGUGAUGAAGAGGGGACCCGUGUUGAGGCUGCUAACAAGGUAGAAAAUGUCAAAGAGGGGUUACAAGAAGAAGAUAUUGAGGGUGUAAAAGAUGUGUAUGAUGGUGAUGAGCAGAUGGACGAGUAUGGUGAGAAAGUGGAUCUUGGAGAACAUGGAGAAGAGGAACUUCCAGAGGAUGAUGCAGAGGAUCCUGCAGAAGAAACUGAGACAUUGGAGGAUAAGCAAUUAACAGCCAUUGCAAAUGAACGCAAGAUGAAGAAAGAACGAGAAAUUUUUCUUGGGGGGCUUGAUCGGGAUGCUGUGGAGGAAGAUGUGAGAAGGGUCUUUGAGAGGAUUGGAGGGAUAGUUGAAGUUAGGUUACACAAGAAUACUUCAACUAAUAAGAACAAGGGUUAUGCAUUUGUGGAGUUCGAAAAUAAGGAGCUUGCAAGGCGUGCUUUGUCUGAAAUGAAAAACCCUGUUAUUCGAGGGAAGCGAUGUGGGACAGCACCGAGUGAGGACAACGACACGUUGUUCUUGGGUAAUAUCUGCAAUACAUGGACAAAGGAAGCUAUUAAACAAAAAUUGAAGGAUUAUGGUGUUGAAGGUGUUGAGAACAUAAAUCUUGUCCCAGAUGUUCAACAUGAUGGGUUGAGCCGAGGUUUUGCAUUUGUUGAAUUCUCUUGUCAUGGUGAUGCUAUGCUUGCAUACAAGAGGCUUCAACAGCCCGAUGCUAUAUUUGGUCACCUUGAAAGAACUGCCAAAGUGGCUUUUGCUGAACCUCUACGUGAGCCUGACCCAGAGAUCAUGUCCCAAGUGAAGUCGGUAUUUGUGGAUGGCCUGCCACCUCAUUGGGAUGAGGACCAGGUUAGGGAGCAAUUUAAAUGCUAUGGAGAAAUCUUACGCAUUGUUCUGGCACGGAAUAUGUCUACAGCCAAGCGGAAAGAUUUUGGAUUUGUUGAUUUCUCAACCCAUGAAUCUGCUGUGGCCUGUGUUGAUGGUAUAAAUAAUAUAGAACUGGCAGAUGGAAACGCAAAGAUAAAAGUGAAAGCAAGACUUUCAAAUCCUUUGCCUAAAACUCAGGCUGUGAAGGGUGGAAUGGCCGGUGGAUUUCGAAUUGGUGGUGAUGGUGGUGGUGGUGGUAGUGGUAUCUUUCCAAGAUUCGGGAGGGGUUUUGGUCGCGGUGGACAUCAUUUCAACCGUGCAAAUUUCCAACGUGACAGACAUUUCUAUCAUGGUGGACAAGGUCAAACUGGCAGGAUGGGUUUCCCAAAUGAAUAUGACUUCGAUUACCCAUAUGAUGAGUUUCAUGGACGAGGGGGGAGAAGGGGCCCUUUCAUGGGUGGUCAUUAUCCAUCCGCUGGAGGUUCAUCAUCAAGACCCUACAUAGAUGGACCCUGGCCAGGUGCCCCUGAUAGAGGCUAUGGUAUGCAUAUUCCUCCUAGAAGGCUUCCAUAUUCUCCAGAAGGACAUUUUGGCAGACCGCCAAUGGGGUUUCAUUUUGACAGACCGCCAAUGGGGGGUCAUUUUGACAGACCACCAAUGGGGGGUCAUUUUGACAGACCGCCAAUGGGGGGUCAUUUUGAUGAACCUUAUUUUUAUGAUGAUAACACACAAGGAAUAAAACGUCCAUUUCAUAUGAGAGACUAUGAUUAUGAUUACUUGGAGCCUAGUAGACGUCGCCCACGGUUGGAUUAUACUGAUCCAACAGCUUCAUUCCGCGGAAACCAUUAUAGUGAUACUUAUGGAGCUGGCAGUAGUCUCUACUCUCCUGAUUUUUAUGGUCCUGAAUAUCAUUCUGGUCCAUAUUCAUCUUAUUAUGGGAGGAAUCACUCAUAUAGAGGAGGCCACUACUUUUAGACUCGAGAACUUUUUGGUGGCCAUGGAUCUGCACGCAGGAUGUAAUUUAUCAAAGAUGGGCAAGUGGAUUGCUGUUAGAAAGAAGUUGAAUAUUUCUUUCACCUCUCUGUCUUCAUCCUACUUUUCCUCAUUCUCCAUCUAUCUUCUUUACUUGUUAGUUGCCUGUUUAGUUAAAUUUGGGUAGGAUUUCCGAAGUUUUGAUGUUUGUAGUUUAGGUAGUCUUUCAAGGACCCCUGACUUAGAAACUUAGUAAUUGUUUGUAUGGCAGAGGUUGGAAAAGAUUUACUCAUCUUACCCUAGGAAUGGACAACUCGAUGAACUCUGUUAUGGUUCUUUUGAAGCUAAGAUGCUUUUUCGAGCCCUAUCUAUAAAUAACGGCAUGGGCCAUUUGUUUGUUGAUUACA
This is a messenger RNA of Prunus dulcis (almond), 3289 nucleotides long. Its product is annotated as nucleolin-like. Bases 171 to 2885 code for a protein of 904 amino acids. Lineage: Eukaryota; Viridiplantae; Streptophyta; Magnoliopsida; Rosales; Rosaceae. Gene Ontology annotation, molecular function: mRNA binding. The record is from RefSeq and is a predicted model, not a curated record. The transcript has 11 exons. Gene Ontology annotation, cellular component: nucleus.